Magallana angulata is the source of this 3388-nucleotide messenger RNA. RefSeq lists its product as uncharacterized. The record is from RefSeq and is a predicted model, not a curated record. The transcript is spliced from 2 exons. Bases 177 to 1124 code for a protein of 315 amino acids. Lineage: Eukaryota; Metazoa; Mollusca; Bivalvia; Ostreida; Ostreidae.
ACUCAAAUGCAAAAUAUCCUUUUACAAAUAUCCAAGCCGUGCCUUAAGUUAAUCCUAUUGAAUUGUGAAGAAUAUUCUUCCGUUUAGCUAAAGCUAUUAUUACAGUUUCGACAACGAACAGUAAAAAGGGGUUCUCUUAAACAGAUAAAUCACUCGUCAAAGUAACUUUUGAGGAAAUGCGUUUCCAUUUACAGUGCAUCUAUUUAUUACUGCUUUUAAUUGUUAUUGCAACGAAUGCAGUUCUGAGAAAUGUCUCGCCCCAAAAGCAUAGUCGUUCUAAGCGAGCUGUAGUGGAGACAUCCAAAUGCAAAAAGAAAAUAGAAAACGACGGCAUGGAUUUGAUUAACUACGGAAUAGAAGCACUGACUGUUGGCGAAGAAAGACCCACGGGCUUAUUCUUAGAUUCACUUAAGUUUGUCUUUACCAUCUUACAAAAUAAAAAAAAUGAAACAAAGUGGAGGAUAGCCGAUGCACUAAAGCCAAAGUACAGUCACGGAUACCAAAGUCUCCUUCGGAAAGCCAAAGACCCUAAUGAUUUAGAAAGCACACUCGUGUUCAUGUACACAGAUGAUGAUAUCUACGGGGAUUUGAACUAUGCUCUUUCCCAACACAAAUGCACAGCAAAGACUCUAGACCAAAAGGACAAAGCAUUCGCACCCUACGCUGCUGCCCUCCUCGCGACUUUACUCUAUUGGGGAGGGGUACAAGGAUAUGACGGUGUUACCUAUCGAAUGAUUGGGAAUGUCAGAGGUGAUAUCAAAAGCGCCCUCAAGCUUUAUGGAAAAGGAAACAGUGUUGUUUUCCCAGCAUUUUCAUCUUCUUCUAAUCUCAUAGAUGCGGCGUUCAACUUCAUAGAAGAUUCUUCUGACAAAAAUAUAUUGUUAAUCAUCGAUAAUUCGACCCCAAGUUUGUGGAGACCAAAGGACAUUCAGAGGUACUCAAAAUAUCGAAAUGAGGGUGAAUUUCUGUACCCAUCAGUGGCUAAAUUCAGAGUUCUGGACAAACCUGUAAAAAAAACCUACAUUCAAGGAACCUCUUACUAUGAAAUUCGUCUUCAAUUGGACGGACAAAAACUUAAAGAAAAUUUUCUACAAAAGGUACGGAGGGUUUGUCGAAUGAAUUGAUUAAAACAUAUUGAAACGCGUUAAAGAUACACUGAUUAAUGAUCUGAAUGUGAGCUAUUCGGCUGCCUAAUCUUUUCCCACCAAAUGCAGCAAAUUCGUUUUAACAUUUUGGAAAGCAGCCAAACGCCAUUCAUCGGGCAUGGCAAUUGACUAUAUUUCUAAAUAAACACAAUAAUAUAAUAACUUGUUUGUAUAUACCAAUGCAGUACCUCGUUUAAAAUGUUGUAAUUCAUAUAAAUAUUUACUCGUUUCAGAUUCAGUCUAACCAAAAAAGGAUGCAAUAGAAUUAUAAUUGUGGCACUAGCGUAUCAAUUUGCACUGUGAUUUUAAACAAUGCUCAUGUUUAUCAGCAUAUACUGCGGUUUCAUCAAUAUUCGUGGAUUUCGUUUUUAAGUUUAACCAUGAAUUUAAAUGUUCAUUGAAACGCAAUUUCUAUUAACAUUUUGUAUUGAAAGGGUCAUUGGCCACGAAUUUACGUAUCCUUGAAACUGUGAUUUUCACUUUAUCCACGAAAAUUGAUACCCUGAAUAUUAAUGAAACCACAGUCUACAUAUGAAUUACAACUUUACAAUACCUAGAUUUAGAAGAUUUUUAAAGACUCUUCAUAAUAUUUACUUUAUAUUAACACUUUGUAUAUUUUAGUUGGUAUUCAUCAGUAUUGAUAGUUAACCUUUAUCUAGACUGUGCUUUUGGAGUUGAAUAUAUACAUGUAAUUAAGAACUAAAGUUUUGUACCCUUUUUGAAUUAAAGUCUUGGACAUUUGUUAGCGUAAUGUGAAAAUGCCUAAUAAGUAUGCAACCAUAAAGAAACAAUGUGUUUACAGAGUAAAUGAUACCUGUAUGUUUAAUUAAGGGUCAUCAGACAAAUGAAGUCUCAGAAAGACCAAAAAAAAUAUACAUGUAAUCGUAAAUUUAAAUGUUUCCAUACCAAGCAAUUCUAUUUUCGCAUGGAAUAAAAAACUAUCUUUUUCCUAAUUUGGUUCUGUCUGUCAUUCAGCUAUGGUCAUGGAUCAUUUGUCAAGGAUCUUGGUUUCUUUCAGUUUUGGCAUAGGACACGGCAUAUACUAUGAGCUUGAGAUUUUAAAAUAAGGAAUAGGCUUUUUGUAACAGUAGUACGAAAACUCAUAAUAAUAUAUCAUACCUAUCUACAGUGAUUUCAUAUAGUCCCUUUCACAAUUGGCGCACGAGCACUUUGCGAUCAGAAUUUUUUGGCUUUGUACAAGCUUCCGCAUACGUUUCAAGAGCUCUCGCAUUCGUGGCAUGCGUUUUUGUGGUCGCAUUAAGUCUCCUCAAAAUAAAGGACAUGCACACUACUAGUAUUCAGACGCGAUCAAAUGCAAACAAAAUUACUGUUUUUAAAUAUCGGAAGAUUAAUCUUAGCUGUUUGUGUGUGUGUGUUGUGCGACCAUGAGACUGUUGCUCAACGUGUCUCAUGUAAUCUUGCAACGUUUUACUAUCAAUGCAAGAUUUAUCGGUUUCAGUUUCCAUGCGUUGCCACUAGUAUAUACUGGAUACAAGGUUAUUUUCGACCAGUGAUACGUUCGCUUCUUUUGACGGUUUUGCCCCAGCAAUAUUGUGGUAAAAGAGAGAUAAUAUGAGACAUUGAAAUUCGCAGGUCCUAAUCCACUAACUGACAAAAAGAGCAAAAUGAGCGAAAAAAAGACAAGGCCGAAUAGUUCCUUUUUUACAGUGAACACUGUAUAUUUAGCAUAUCUGUUUCAGGCUACAAUAGACUUUGAGUUUGGCUCUUGCUUUUGAUCUCUCCUUGGACGGUAUCUUCUCUUGCAUUCAGCUAUGUCUACUGAAGAGCGUGUGAAACGGGCGUUAUAUAUACCCCCUCUGACUCGUACAAGCAUUUUUACGAUGAAACAAUUGAUCGGACGAGCGCCGCUCUUCCAAUCGCAUUGACGCACGUUCAAUCGUCCGAUCAUCUGAACUUUAGUGCGAUCCUUUUGCAUUGUUUCACAACACUCGCAGUCAUUGUACAACAGCGGCAUAUAGACGCAAAAUAUAUAUGAAAAUUCAAUGCGUUUACAUCGCACAACGGUCGUUCUGAAUCGUGCGAGUUUCGUACGAGUACUUUUACAUAUGCGAUUAUUUUGGCAACAGUUUACGGACCAUAUCUAUUUUUUUCGGUCGCACGACCGUUUAUCGCUUCUGCUCGUCUGCCAAUUGUGAAAGGGGCUUAAAUUAUUGUUUUAUCAUUUAUUUCUGUAGAAGAAUUGUUGUCUUUGUAAUAAUAAAGUCGGCGUGAGUCAUCAUGGA